AUGGAGCUUCCGGUCCAGCUUCAGAGCUCGAACGGCUCCCGUCCCGCGGGCUGCGGCUUGGCACUGGCUCAAGAGUACUGGCCCCUGUGCGACACGUGGGGGAUCGUGGUCCAGGCCGCAGCCGGCGCGGGGUUCGUCAGCUGCGUGGUGCUGAUGCUGGUUCUGCUGCUGCGGUUGGCGUGCGAGUCCCGCCGACGGUCGAGCGCGGUGGCGGCGCUGCUGGUCUUCUUGUUGGCCACGGCCGGCAUUUUUGCCCUUCCCUACUCCUUCAUCAUUGCUCUGUCUCCGCAGACGUGUCCGGUGCGGGUGUUUGCGUUCGGCGUAUUGUUCAGCGUGGCGUUCGGAGCUCUGCUUGCGCGCGGCCUGGCUCUGCUGGGCGUGGCGCUGGCGCGCGGCUGGAGGGAGGUGGGUGUGACCGCGGCACUCGCGCUGGUGCAGGUGAUCGUAGCGACGGAGUGGCUGCUGGUGGUGCUGGUGCAGGACAAGAGGAUGUGCCAGUUUUCACAGUCGGAGUUUGCCAUGCUACAGAUUUACGUGAUGGUCCUGUUAGUCGCCGCGCUGAUGACAGCGCUGCGCUUCCUCCGCCACGCGUGCGUCACCUACAGCUACAGCUACACCGGACGCACGCAUCGGCAGAACAAACUGCGGGCGGCGCUGCUGGUCCUGACGCUGCUGCUGAGCGCCUGCGUGUGGCUCGUCUGGAUCACGCUCCUCACGUACGGGAAUCGUGCCAUGGGCCGCAGCCCGCUUUGGGACGAGCCCUUGAUCUGCGUGGCGCUGACCGCUAACGGCUGGGUGCUGCUGCUGGGACACGGCUUCACUCAGGUCCGCUUCAUGUGCAAGCGCAGCGCUCGUACGAAAGAUCCGCCGCUGGACUUCACGGGCUGGACGAGCCCCAGAACGCAGCCGGCGGCUCCGCCGGCCCUGAAGACUGGCACCGACAACGUCGGCUUCCAGGAGGAUGUGGACGGGAGGAGAGGUAAAGACGUGGCGUCGCCUGGAAUCUUCAUGAGAGAAAUCAGUGCAGAGAAAGACUACAGCAUCCCUCGUCCCACGACCACCAACAUCAACGAGCCGUAUGACGAAUACUACGGACACAGAGUUUGA
Labeo rohita (rohu) is the source of this 1107-nucleotide messenger RNA. Its product is annotated as G-protein coupled receptor family C group 5 member B. Gene Ontology annotation, cellular component: extracellular exosome; signaling receptor complex; intracellular membrane-bounded organelle. Gene Ontology annotation, biological process: G protein-coupled receptor signaling pathway. NCBI's taxonomy places the organism in Eukaryota, Metazoa, Chordata, Actinopteri, Cypriniformes, Cyprinidae. Gene Ontology annotation, molecular function: protein kinase activator activity; G protein-coupled receptor activity. Bases 1 to 1107 code for a protein of 368 amino acids. The transcript is spliced from 3 exons. The record is from RefSeq and is a predicted model, not a curated record.